UUGACAGCGGUUGGGAGAAGAAGCUCGAGCGCGGCCGAGCAGCAGUGAGUGUGUGUCUGCGGCACCGUUUACCGUUAAAAACACAAACCACGGCUGACGGAGAGAGCACCGAACCCCGGCCGCAGUUUGUACGACGAACCUCGGCGUGAACAUGGACUAUGAUAAAUUGUAGCGUGAAAAAAAGGCUGAGGUAACGGCUGUUUUUUUUUUUUUUUGGACGACAAGAGCGCGCGCGCGCGUGUGUGUGUGUGUUGUGUGUGAGUGAGUGAGUGAGUGAGUGUGUGUGUGCGCGCGGGGGGGUUUAUUGAACAUCUGUAGAGCUGUAAUGAGGGCAUCCGCUAUUCUUCACGGCGGGUUUUCCUCCGAGGUUCAGUGACACUAUUUAUAAAUGCGUCGUCUGUUGAAGGAGUAGACACCUCGGACGGGGACGCAGCCUGCGGACGUUUGGUCGAUUCCCUCCUCCCGUGGCCCCGGGGGAGCAGUGAAGUCAUUUGAGAAGUCACCGGAGAAAGAAGACACGUCUUAAUCAUCUCGGUAGUUUUGCAAAAAGGGGGAAAAAAUCCGUCGACUCCCUCCCUGCUGCACCUCCACCUCCUCCUCUCUGGCUCUUAUAUAUAUUUUUUAAAUCUUACAUGGUUUUGUACCUCUGAGCUUUCAUCGCCAACCCUUCCUGUGGGCAUUUAUUUACCCCCUCCACCUCCUCAACCACCUCCUCCUCCUCGUUUAAAGGAUGCCGGAUCAAAUAUCGGUGUCCGAGUUUCUCUCGGAGACGACAGAGGAUUACAAUUCCCCGACGACGUCCAGCUUCACGACCCGACUGCAGAGCUGCAGGAACACGGUGAAUGUGCUGGAGGAGGCGUUGGACCAGGACCGAACCUCCCUGCAAAAAGUGAAGAAAUCAGUGAAGGCGAUCUACAAUUCAGGACAAGACCACGUCCAGAAUGAGGAGAACUACGCUCAAGCUCUGGAUAAGUUCGGCAGCAACUUCAUCAGCCGGGACAACCCUGACCUGGGGACGGCCUUCGUCAAGUUCUCCUCCCUCACCAAGGAGCUGUCGGCCCUGCUGAAGAACCUGCUCCAGAGCCUCAGCCACAAUGUAAUCUUCACUCUGGACUCGCUGCUGAAGGGCGAUUUGAAAGGCGUGAAAGGGGACAUAAAGAAGCCCUUUGACAAAGCAUGGAAAGACUACGAGGCCAAGUUUACAAAGAUCGAGAAGGAGAAGCGAGAGCACGCCAAGCAACACGGGAUGAUCCGCACGGAGAUCACCGGGGCUGAAAUCGCAGAGGAGAUGGAGAAGGAGCGCCGUCUCUUCCAGCUCCAGAUGUGCGAGUACCUGAUCAAAGUAAAUGAGAUCAAGACCAAGAAAGGAGUGGACCUCCUCCAGAACCUGAUUAAGUAUUACCACGCACAGUGCAAUUUCUUCCAAGAUGGCUUGAAGACAGCGGAUAAGCUGAAGCAGUACAUUGAGAAGCUGGCAGCUGAUCUCUACAAUAUCAAACAAACUCAGGACGAGGAGAAGAAGCAGCUGACUGCCCUGCGAGAUCUGAUCAAGUCCUCCCUCCAGCUGGACCAGAAGGAGUCUAGAAGAGACUCGCAGAGUAAGCAGGGUGGCUACAGCAUGCACCAGCUGCAGGGAAACAAGGAGUUUGGCAGCGAGAAGAAAGGCUACCUGCUGAAGAAGAGUGAUGGGCUGAGGAAGGUGUGGCAGAGGAGGCAGUGCUCAGUGAAGGGGGGCAUGCUAACCAUCUCUCAUGCCACGUCCAACAGGCAGCCGGUCAAACUCAACCUGCUCACCUGUCAGGUCAAACCCAGCUCUGAGGACAGGAAGUGCUUCGAUCUCAUUUCUCAUAACCGGACAUAUCAUUUCCAGGCUGAAGAUGAACAAGAGUUUGUCAUCUGGAUCUCGGUGCUGACCAACAGUAAGGAGGAGGCGUUGAACAUGGCGUUUCGAGGCGAGCAGAGCAGCGGCGGCGAGGACGGUUUAGAGGACCUGACUAAGGCCAUUAUAGAAGACGUGCUGCGCAUGCCGGGCAACGAAGUCUGCUGCGACUGCGGAGCUGCAGAUCCUAAAUGGCUGUCCACCAAUCUGGGGAUCCUGACCUGCAUCGAGUGCUCUGGCAUCCACCGAGAGAUGGGGGUCCACAUCUCCCGUAUCCAGUCGAUGGAGCUCGACAAACUAGGAACAUCAGAACUCUUGCUGGCCAAGAACAUAGGGAACAGUAGCUUCAAUGAGAUCAUGGAGGGAAACCUUUCUUCCCCUUCACCAAAGCCCACUCCAUCCAGCGACAUGACGGUGAGGAAGGAGUUCAUCAACGCUAAAUAUGUGGACCACAAGUACGCAAGGAAGACGUGCACGUCCGCGGCAGCUAAAAUGAUCGAGCUGUUUGAGGCGGUUCAGUCCAGGGAUCUGCUGGCCCUCAUUCAGGUCUACGCAGAGGGGGUGGAGCUGAUGGAGCCGCUCCCAGAAGUGGGACAGGAAGCCGGAGAGACAGCACUGCACUACUCUGUACGGACCGCUGACCAGACCUCGCUGCACUUGGUGGACUUCCUCGUGCAGAACAGCGGUAACCUGGAUAAGCAGACGGAGUGGGGGAACACUGCCCUGCAUUACUGCUGCAUGUACGAAAAGCCCGAGUGCCUCAAGUUACUCCUGAGGGGCAAGCCGGCUACUGAUAUCACCAAUCAGAACGGAGAGACUGCGCUGGAUGUUGCCAGGCGACUGAGGAACAUUCAGUGCGAGGAGGCACUCGUGCAGGCUGCUGAGGGGAAGUUCAACCCUCACAUCCAUGUGGAGUACGAGUGGAGCCUCAGACUGGAGGAGAUGGACGAGAGCGACGACGACCUCGAUGACAAGCCCAGUCCCAUCAAGAAGGACCGCUCCCCGAGGCCUCAGAGCUUCUGCCACUCCUCCAGCCUCUCACCCCAUGACAAGCUCUCCCUGCCGGGCUUCAUCACCCAACGGGACAAACAGCAGCGUCUGUCCUACAGCGCCUUCACCAACCAGAUGUACAGCGCCUCCACCGACCUCACCUCCUCCCCCGUGGCCGACGGGCCGCCGUUGCCACCGAGGAACCAGGGCAAAGCUCCUCCCCCAUCUGGCCCUCCCUCUACACUCACACCAGGAGGCAGCUCCACCCUGUCCAAGAAGAGGCCUCCGCCCCCACCUCCUGGACACAAACGCACCCUGUCUGACCCACCCAGCCCGCUCUCUCACAGUCCACACAGUAAAGGGGGCUUAACUGGGGGAAGCGACUCCACCCCACCGCCUGUCAGCAAGAUGUCUCCAGUUUCUAACAAGUUUGAAGGAAUUCCUCAGCAGCAAAGCACUACUUCAAGCAACACGAAGUCUACACUUGGUCCAAGGGUUCUUCCCAAACUACCUCAAAAAGUGGCAUUGCGGAAGAUUGACACCAUACACCACCCGUCUAUGGAUAAGCCCAGCCAUCCUCCAGAGGUCUUCCAGAAGUCGCCGCCGGCGACCGACACCCCGCAGAAGGCUCCACUGGCGGAGAGGCCUCAGCUGGGCGACCUGCCCCCCAAACCGCAGCCGUCUGAACUUCCUCCCAAACCCGGUGAACUUCCUCCGAAGCCGCAGCUCUCCGACCUCCCUCCUAAACCUCAGCUGGGAGACCUCCCGCCCAAACCCCAGCUCAAAGACCUGCCUCCCAAGCCUCAGCUCUCAGACAUCCCCCCAAAACCUGGAACAGCCGAGUCCGCUCCCAGGCCGCCUCCCGGUGAGGUGCAAAGGCCUCAAACGCAACCUCCACCUCCACCACAAACUCAACCUCAGCCUCAGCCUCAGCCUCAGCCGCAGCCUCAAGACUCACCGUCACCUAAUCAGCAGGCAAACAUUGGGACGCCCCCGCAGCAAGCUGCUGAAGACACCAAUGGGACCCCAACAGGGACUGCGGAGACACCGGUGCCCCUGCCGAGGAAGAUCAACACGGGGAAGAGCAAAGCUCGCCGGGUGAAGACGAUCUACGACUGCCAGGCUGACAACGACGACGAGCUGACUUUCGUUGAAGGAGAGGUGAUCAUAGUUACAGGAGAAGAGGACCAGGAGUGGUGGAUCGGGCACAUUGAAGGAGACCCGGAUAGAAAAGGGGUGUUCCCCAUGUCUUUUGUGCACAUCCUGAGUGACUGACAGCCAGAAAGACUUGCACUACGCCUCCCCCUUAAAUGGGAGAUCCUGUAAAUAGCUAUCAUAACAACAACAACAACCCCCUUGUCACAUGACAAGUGUCCUAAAGAUUAAAAAAUUUAAAAAAACAACCAACCAAGAAGAAGAAGAAGAAACCCAAGAAGGCUCAUCUAGCCAUGGAUGCUUCAUCCAUGCUGUACAAAGAAUGUGUGUAUUCUUCCUUUACCAGUAUUAUCUUAACCCUAUAGCACGGCUGUGACGAAGCCACUCUCAAAAAAAAAAACCCUAGCACUUACCUAAAAGUCUAUGUUUAUGCUGUUACUGUGUAUAUAUGUAUGUAAAUAUAUAUAUUUGUGUGUGAGUGUAUAUACAUGUUUUAUUGUACAAAACAUGUACCAUUGCUCGCUCUCUCUUUCUCUCUCUCUCUCUCUCUCUCUCUCUCUGCCUGUCAGACGAAGCAUCAGGGGCGGUAGAGUUUGAAUUUUAUCUGUAUUAAUUUUACCAGCCCUCAAGACGAAGAAGAUAGAAGUUAAUUAUCAGCUUAUAUUUCUGGACAAAUGAGAAAAAGGAAUGUGAAAUAGGUCAUGUCACUAUUUGUGUCUUGCAUCCCUGUUUACCACCAGAACCGAAGAGGCAGGAGUCUCUGAUCACUGAUCUUCUCCCACCCCCCCCACCCCUCGAGAUGAAAAGACUUUCAUUAAAUGUACUCCUUGUUCUUGCUUGCUUUGUGUGUACACGUAUUAUGGUUGUUUUACAGUAUAGAAACCUGCUGCUACUGUGUGGUGGAAUAUCAAAGCCUGUGGUGGUUCACUGUAGGUCACUAAUUUACUCCUUGUUACACUGUUCACUGUACGUAUGCUCUGUGUGUGAACUCAAAAAAAAAAAAAAUCCAUCUCCACAGUCCUUUUUUUUUUUUUUUUUUUUUUGGACCAUUUUCUGUGCAUGGUGUAACAAUGACUGGAAUUGAGUGGAGUGCUGCAUUCAAAGACGCUCACCUCAGGGGUUUGAAGAGCCACUAUUAAUCUAAAGCAGGACGUACACAAAAAAAAGAGGUAUCCUGUUUUGUUAAAGCCACUAUUAUAACGACAACUACGAGAGGACAUCUUAGCAAUAACUUGAUUUUCUGACAGGCUAGAAGUUUCACAUUAACCUGUGUUCACACUUCAGUGUCUUGUAAAAAAACAAAAACACACAAAAAAAAAAAACCUCAUGAGCUUGAAGAAGUUUUUAAGUUGGAGUCAUGUAAUAUCAUUCCAUGUUACUGCUACCUUCAGUACAUUUCCAGGUUUGCCUGUGAGCCAGAGAUGUCUUUUAGAAGUGGACUUUGUAACAAAAAAGGCUGGACAGCCGAUGUAUUUUCACCCAGUCCUCACUGACUUGCAGUUCUUCCCAUGUUAAGGAACAAAACCCAUCAAACCCAUUGUAUCAUUAAAAGUGCUGUACUUCAACA
Molecule: messenger RNA, 5591 nt
Organism: Larimichthys crocea (large yellow croaker)
Lineage: Eukaryota; Metazoa; Chordata; Actinopteri; Sciaenidae
Gene: asap1b
Product: ArfGAP with SH3 domain, ankyrin repeat and PH domain 1b
Exons: 29
Coding region: 731-4144 (1137 amino acids)
Biological process (GO): positive regulation of GTPase activity
Cellular component (GO): cytoplasm
Molecular function (GO): GTPase activator activity; protein binding
Source: RefSeq, a predicted model, not a curated record